Messenger RNA from Kogia breviceps (pygmy sperm whale), 6642 nucleotides. Lineage: Eukaryota; Metazoa; Chordata; Mammalia; Artiodactyla; Physeteridae. The record is from RefSeq and is a predicted model, not a curated record.
GAAACAAUUCUGCAAAAAUAAUCAUACUCAGCCUGGCAAUUGUCUGCCCCUAGCUCUGUUGCUCUGCCGCCGUCCACACUCGCUGCAAGGGGGGGGGGCAGAGAAUUUACCGCGGCAGGAACAUCCCUCCUGGCCAGCAGAUUACAAUGCUGCAAACUAAGGAUCUCAUCUGGACUUUGUUUUUCCUGGGAACUGCAGUGUCUCUGCAGGUGGAUAUUGUUCCCAGCCAAGGGGAAAUCAGCGUCGGAGAGUCCAAAUUCUUCCUAUGCCAAGUGGCAGGAGAUGCCAAAGAUAAAGACAUCUCCUGGUUCUCCCCCAAUGGAGAAAAGCUCACCCCGAACCAGCAGCGGAUCUCGGUGGUGUGGAACGAUGACUCUUCUUCCACCCUCACCAUCUACAAUGCCAACAUCGAUGAUGCCGGCAUUUACAAGUGCGUGGUCACUGCAGAGGAUGGCACCGAGUCAGAGGCCACGGUCAAUGUGAAGAUCUUCCAGAAGCUCAUGUUCAAGAAUGCGCCAACCCCGCAGGAGUUCAGGGAGGGGGAAGAUGCCGUGAUUGUGUGUGACGUGGUCAGCUCCCUCCCCCCAACCAUCAUCUGGAAACACAAAGGCCGAGAUGUCGUCCUGAAAAAAGAUGUCCGAUUCAUAGUCCUGGCCAACAACUACCUCCAGAUCCGGGGCAUCAAGAAAACAGAUGAGGGCACUUACCGCUGUGAAGGCAGGAUCCUGGCACGCGGGGAGAUCAACUUCAAGGACAUUCAGGUCAUUGUGAAUGUGCCGCCCACCGUCCAGGCCAGACAGAGCAUAGUGAAUGCCACCGCCAACCUCGGCCAGUCCGUCACUCUGGUGUGCGAUGCCGAAGGCUUCCCAGAACCCACCAUGAGCUGGACAAAGGACGGGGAGCAGAUAGAGAAUGAGGAGGAGGAGAAGUACCUCUUUAGCGACGACAGCUCUGAGCUGACCAUCAGAAAGGUGGACAAGAAUGACGAAGCCGAGUACGUCUGCAUCGCCGAGAACAAGGCCGGCGAGCAGGAUGCGUCCAUCCAUCUCAAGGUCUUCGCAAAACCCAAAAUCACCUACGUAGAGAACCAGACUGCCAUGGAACUAGAGGAACAGGUCACACUUACCUGUGAAGCCUCAGGAGACCCCAUUCCCUCAAUCACCUGGAGAACAUCCACCCGAAACAUCAGCAGCGAAGAAAAGGCUUCGUGGACUCGACCAGAGAAGCAAGAGACCCUGGACGGGCACAUGGUGGUGCGCAGCCACGCCCGCGUGUCGUCCCUGACCCUGAAGAGCAUCCAGUACACAGACGCCGGGGAGUACAUCUGCACCGCCAGCAACACCAUCGGCCAGGACUCUCAGUCCGUGUACCUCGAAGUGCAAUAUGCCCCCAAGCUUCAGGGCCCUGUGGCUGUGUACACUUGGGAGGGCAACCAGGUGAACAUCACCUGCGAGGUGUUUGCCUACCCCAGUGCCACAAUCUCGUGGUUCCGAGACGGUCAGCUGCUGCCAAGCUCCAACUACAGCAAUAUCAAGAUCUACAACACCCCGUCCGCCAGCUACCUGGAGGUGACCCCGGACUCUGAAAAUGAUUUUGGAAACUAUAACUGUACCGCAGUGAACCGCAUCGGACAGGAGUCUUUGGAAUUCAUCCUUGUCCAAGCAGACACCCCAUCAUCACCAUCCAUUGACCAGGUGGAGCCAUAUUCUAGCACAGCACAGGUGCAGUUUGAUGAGCCAGAGGCCACAGGCGGGGUGCCCAUCCUCAAAUACAAGGCUGAGUGGAGGGCAAUAGACGAGGAAGUGUGGCACUCCAAGUGGUAUGAUGCCAAAGAAGCCAGCAUGGAGGGCAUCGUCACCAUCGUGGGCCUAAAGCCCGAGACAACGUACGCGGUCCGGCUGGCGGCCCUCAACGGCAAGGGUCUGGGCGAGAUCAGCGCAGCCUCCGAGUUCAAGACGCAGCCAGUCCAUAGCCCUCUUCCACCGGCUCCUGCUAGCUCUUCCACCCCUGUUGCAUUGUCUCAUCCAGAUACAACCUGGCCUCUUCCUGCCCUUACCACCACCAAACCAUCUAGGGAACCCAGUGCACCUAAGCUCGAAGGGCAGAUGGGAGAGGAUGGAAACUCUAUUAAGGUGAACCUGAUCAAGCAGGAUGACGGCGGCUCCCCGAUCCGACACUACCUGGUCAAGUACCGAGCGAAGCUCUCCUCCGAAUGGAAACCAGAGAUCAGGCUCCCGUCUGGCAGUGACCACGUCAUGCUCAAGUCCCUGGACUGGAAUGCCGAGUACGAGGUCUAUGUGGUGGCUGAGAACCAGCAGGGAAAGUCCAAAGCAGCUCACUUUGUGUUCAGGACCUCGGCCCAGCCCACAGCCAUCCCAGCCAACGGCAGCCCCACCUCAGGCCUGAGCACGGGCGCCAUCGUGGGCAUCCUCGUCGUCACCUUCGUCCUGCUCCUGGUGGCCGUGGACGUCACCUGCUACUUCCUGAACAAGUGUGGCCUGCUCAUGUGCAUCGCCGUCAACCUGUGCGGAAAAGCCGGGCCUGGAGCCAAGGGCAAGGACAUGGAGGAGGGCAAAGCCGCCUUCUCGAAAGAUGAGUCCAAGGAACCCAUCGUGGAGGUGCGAACUGAGGAGGAGCGGACCCCAAACCACGACGGAGGGAAACACACAGAGCCCAACGAGACCACGCCACUGACGGAGCCCGAGCUGCCUGCUGACACCACAGCCACUGUUGAGGACAUGCUGCCUUCUGUCACCACCGUCACCGCUAACUCUGACACUAUCACCGAAACCUUUGCCACUGCUCAGAACAGCCCCACCAGUGAGACCACCACCCUCACCUCCAGUAUCGCCCCCCUGGCCACAGCCACCCCUGACUCAAACUCUGUGCCCGCCGGCCAGGCCACCCCUUCCAAGGGGCCCGGCGUCGCCGCCACCUCCCCGCCCCCAGCCUCAGCCCCCAAGGUCGCCCCCCUCGUUGACCUGAGCGACACCCCGACCUCAGCCCCCGCCGCCAGCAACCUGUCCUCUAGCGUCCUGGCAAACCAGGGGGCCGUGCUCAGCCCCAGUGCCCCUGCCAGUGCGGGCGAGGCCCCCAAGGCCCCUCCGGCCAGCAAGCCGGUCCCCCCCGCGGCCGGGGCAGCCGGUCCCCUAGCAGUGGCACCGACGACCCCCACCCCAGAAGCCCCCCAGGCCAAGCAGGAGGCUCCCGGCACCAAAGGUCCGGACCCUGAGCCCACCCAGCCCGGCGCCGCGAAGAGCCCGGCCGAGGCAGCCAGGGCCCUCGCCAGCCCGAAGAGCGAGGCGGCCUCCAUCAGCACCACAAACCCUUCCCAGGGCGAGGACUUUAAAAUGGACGAAGGGAACUUCAAGACCCCAGAUAUUGACCUUGCAAAGGAUGUUUUUGCAGCCCUGGGCUCUCCUGCUCCCGCCGCUGGGGCCAGUGGACAAGCCCCUGAGCUUGCUGCUUCCACUGCUGACGGCUCUGUUCCUCCUGCACCAGCCAAGACCGAGAAGGGUCCUGUAGAAGCAAAGCCGGAGUGCCAGGAGACAGAAACGAAGCCAGCGCCAGCCGAAGUCAAGACGGUCCCCAACGAUGCCACACAAACAAAGGAGAACGAGAGCAAAGCAUGAUGGGUGACGAGACAUCAGCAAAGAUCAAAAUAAAAAGUGACACAACAGCUUCACCGGAGAAUCUCCAAUAUCUCAUACACACACACACACACACACACACACACACACACACACACACACAUCUCAUUCCUCUAGUGUCUUUUGCCUUUAAAAAAAAAAACUAAGCAGAUCAACGUGGGAUCUCCUUUUUGUAGAUUUAUAGAAAGGGUUCCUUUGUUGCACACUCACUUGUAAGAAAAUGAGACAAAAAGGUGAAACCCACAGCCAAACUAGGACUCUCCGUUCCCUGAAACCAUUUAAAAAUCAAACAAAAGGACCCCAAAUUAAGAAUCUAGGAAGCUCAGAAAAAUAAAAAAAUCUAGGUUCAGGAAGACCGCACUUGGUGUUGCCCAACUGGCACAGACCAGGUUCAGAGAAAUACUUCCAGACACUAAGACUAACCGAAUGAACAAAGUCCAAGUUUAUUUUUAUACUUUCAGUCGAGUUUGAACUCUGUAAAACCUCAUAAAUAAGUUAUAAUUUCUGUUCACUUUGUAUUUGUUCAGUAUGCAAAGUGUGUCACCCUUUCUAGCUGAAUUCAAUUCCCACAUAGACUCUUGUUUUGUAGGAAGAAUGCCAAAUUGCAGCUUCUGGGGGUAGAUCUCAAUUUGCAGUAUACGGAUUUCUUUUCCUUUCCUUUUCUUUUUCCUUCUCUUUUUUACCUUUCUGCCAACUUGGCUUUCCAGUGUUUACAAGUUGACAAAUGUUUGACUUCAGUUGUGUUUCAAUGUCCGUGUAAAAUAGCUGCCUUUUUUUUUUAAGUUACAAGUACUGCCUAGGGGUGUAGGAUCAUCACAGGACAGCUUCACGAAAUCUGAUUGUUUACAGUGGCUCUUCCCCGCUUUCUGAUUUGAAAUUUUUGCCUGUGUGCGACUCAGGUGAAAAUCCAUCUCGUUCUGGAAUGGUUUUGCUUUCGGGUUUUCAGUUCUUUUUUGUUUCCUAGGGGGUUAGACCACUUCUGAUUAGCUACCACCUGCCUGUAUCUGUGAAAAGGGUCUGCUCCCCAGGCAUCCCUGUCCUUCCUUUUGAAGGACUCUUAGGCUUUGUUGAAUGAAGCAGAGAAGAUUGUAUAGUUGGGGCUGGUCUUGGUGAACACACAUUUUUACCCCAAACAUCCCCUUUUUUGUAGAAAGCCAAAUAAAAUAUAUACGUACAAUUUCCUUUUGAGCCCAGAAUCUAGAUUUGAGCGGAAGAGCAUGUGUGCUUCAGGGAAUUAGUGUCUUUUUUUGGAAGUCUGUUGAAGUAAAAUAACAUCGGCCUUCUGUUCACUUAGGCAGCGUUUGUAGAAACAAAAGAGAGAGAAAAAAAAAAAAAACCAACCUGCUGUCUGGAGUCAUAACACAACUUUCCUGGAUUGGAAACCAAGUGGGGGAAAGAAAAAUACAGAAACUUUAAGGGGGAUGGGAGGGGGGAGAAGGGAAAAGCCAGCCCUUUGUAUAGACAUUUUGCUUUUUUUUCCUCAUUCUACUUUAGAACUGCAAGCUUGUGCACUGUGGAUGCGUGAAUAUUUUAGUGUGAAACGUGUUUUUGUCAUAGUAUUGAAAUAAAACUUCAACAUAGUUUGGUUGUGGAAGGUAUAGCAGAUAGUUCAGAAAAAGAUAUUCAGGAAACAAAAAUAAAUCUUGAAAGGAAUUGAAGCCUUUAAACAAAGAAAAUGAAGUAAAAGCGAUUGUGAUAAUGAAGAUGAUAAGUCAACAGAAAUCAGCACUCUGCAGGUACCUUUCGCAAGGUACGAAACAGCAAGAGGUUAGGGUAGCAAGACUUCCCCUGAGUCUGUUCUGUGGGGCACACCCCCCAGUGUUCUGACACUUCUGCAGACUAAUCUGUGGCGCUAUGCUAGAUAAUCAUAUCAAACUGUGAACAAUAAUGGUCUUGUCAGUUGCUCAAUGUGGGGUUAUUUUGCAUUUUCUCAGCUCCUGGGGAUGGAAAAGGAGGAUCCCAGUCUGCACAGCUCUGGCCCUUAGAUGUUAGGGCUUGCACAAAUCUAUGGUUCGAAUGCACAGGCCCUCAGGAACAAGUCAGGUGAGGACAGUUGUCAGAGCACACAGAGCGCACAGCAGAUGGGAGCUCCUGGGCGUCUGAGACAGACGGGGAGGACUCAGCAGGGAGUGGUGGGCUCUUCCGGUUCCCCAGGUUUUCAGUGGAAUCAAUUCCUCAUCUUGUGAUGUUAAUGGCUUUGACUACCUAGGCCAAGCCCACACUAUACCUCGUCAAGACUGUGCAUCUCACUCCAAGGGGUUGUGGUCAGAUAAACUGAUUUCGGUUCCGGUGGUUAGGAAGAGAAAGAGGUAUGGUCAACCCUCAGAUAACCUGGCCCAGGGCAGCUGACUCCCCUGCCCCCUCCCUAAACCCUGACUCUGCCAUUGGCUGGAACCCAAAACUCUGCCAACCUUUUGUUUUGCCUCUCUCCCAUCAUACAUAGAUUUGUCUCUGCAUGCGUGAGCUUUCUUUUCUUUUUUUUUAAAAAAAAAAAAAAGAAAGAAAGAAACAGAGCAAUGCUUUCUUUAAAAUCAAAGAGGGAGUCACUUUCUUUUCAAGACGUUCUAUCUUUUAUGUUAAAGGGUAAAAGCUUAUAGUUUUCCUUUUUUUAAUUUUUUGAAGGAGGGAUCACUCUAUCGGUUUCCAGUGUCUAUGUGUCUAUAUGUGUAUGUGCCAUACAUAUGUAUUCACAUAAAUACCGGUGUGGCCAGGUUCUGCUGGAGGGGCACUCAAGUGCCAUGCACGGGGCCUCGGAACCCUGAAGGGCCGUAGUAUAUAUAGUGCAGCUUUGAAGUGGAACGCUAUUUUCACACUUUUCUAUGGAGCCUUCCAAGUCCCAGGUUUUCACUGUAGGCUGUCUGUCUGGAUGGUGGUUAUCAGAUCUCCAUUAACAUCUCUACCCAGCAUUCCCGACUUCGGGGGCCUUCUCUCUUGUUACAAACUUUUUACCAAGUGAAACAUCGAUACCACCUUUGUUUCCAUUCUCACUGGU